Molecule: messenger RNA, 4559 nt
Organism: Cryptomeria japonica (Japanese cedar)
Lineage: Eukaryota; Viridiplantae; Streptophyta; Pinopsida; Cupressales; Cupressaceae
Exons: 4
Coding region: 381-4049 (1222 amino acids)
Biological process (GO): defense response to fungus
Molecular function (GO): protein binding; ATP hydrolysis activity; ADP binding
Source: RefSeq, a predicted model, not a curated record
GUGCGGAUAUCCGCGGCUCAAACCGCAUUUUCGGGUUUUGACUUGAAAGAAAUUCAUAAACAAAACAGAUUUGGUGCUGGCCCACUCGUUUGGAGUUGCGUGAAACAAAUCUGAUCGAAUACAACCCGUCCAUCACCAUCAUCUGCACGCCUCUCUCUUUUUGGUGGCUGUUAAACUAACGAAUCGGCGGCUGUCCUAUGAAGUUUGGGGACAAAAACUGCUUUCGAGUUUAUUCCUCGUACUGCAUAGAGCAUUAUUUCCUGUUUAAGGGUGGUACUUUUUAGUACCAAGGUUGGAUUUCUCAUUAAGUUCCAAUAAUCACUGGAGAUCAAUUGUGUUGAGCUUUCUGGCCACCUGAUGUUAAACUCCGUGUUAAAAUCAUGCAAGCAGAGCCGAGCAAGACCAAAUUUGAUGAAUUACACGCAGAGGCGCUUUCUUUGGCUGGUUGUAAUGAAAACCCACACGUAGCAAACUCUUGCAUUAGUUUUGUGAGGUUACUGGAUUCGAUCCCAGAACUUAUCCAGAAACUAGAUGGCUGGGGUGUUCUUUCCAUGGCAGCUAAUCUCCAGGUGGGUCCCUUCCGAGACCUUGAAAUUCUCUGUAUUCUGUUUGACUUCACGCGAGCAGUUUUGUCUUGGUUGGAAGGGCACCUUGAUUCGAAGGAUCAUACCAGCACUCUUGAUUUGCUUUUCCAAAAGAGGCAUUUUGUUUCUGCAUUUUCAGUUCUUCCGGAUGAAGUUCGUAGUCCAAAACUACAAGUUAGGGGACUAGGGAUUUGUUCUUUCUAUCUGCGCAAUAAACCUUUAGAAAACCCCGCUUUGCAAUCCUUGAAAAGCCCAAUUGAAGUUGCAGAACUGGAAGCGACACUAAAAGAAGCAGAGGCGGCCCUCAAAAUUGGAGGUGAUAAUAUGAAACAGCUGAGGCUUUCUAUAAUGGACUUGAAAAGCAGGCUUUGCAAGGCUGCAGAAUCACUUGAGGCGGUCUUCUUCUCCGCAGAACCGCAGUUGCCAAGCUUUUUGGUGAGAGCCCAUCUCAGAGAAGUAAUGCAGUCAUUCCUCGCCUUUCAAAGUUUCCCUAGCACAGUUCAAGACUCAAUUAUUGAAUCUGGAGAAAGCCUAUGCCCAAUUGGAUGUCGGAUAGCUAGACCGAUAGUGGAGAAGGUCGUCUUGGAGCUUUUGGAUCCAGUCGGACCUUUCAUAGUUGGCAUAUGCGGACCUCGAGGCAUUGGGAAAACCACUGUUGCAGCCUCUGUAGCUUCUGAUUCUAAAAUUAAGAGACGUUUUGUUGGAGGAGUUUUCUGGAUCCCUGCGGACCAAAGAAUUGCAGAUCCCAUGUCUCUGCAAUCAUGUCUUUGGAAGGCUGUCUCUGGAUCGAAAACUGUUUUCAAAUCUGUGGAUGAAGGUCUUACUGCACUUAAAGGGAAAUUCUUGAAUUGCCUUCCUUCCCUCUUGAUUGUGGAUGGUGCCUGGGAAGCAUCCCAAUUGGAAGGGCUCAUGUGUUUUGAUGGCAAGCAUCAAGGAAGGAUUAUUGUGGCUACCUCAAAUCCUCACAUCCUUCCAGCCACAGACACCCACAUCCAUACAUUGAGCUUUGUGAAAGAAGAAGAUGCAUCGGACUUGUUUCUGUGGGGUGCAGGAUUGAGUGACACUUCGACCUUGGAAGAAAAGGAAGUGGCAGCCAAGUUGGUGAAUAAGUGCAAGGGUUUACCCUUGUUCACUCAGGCUCUUUCAAGCACUUUAUAUCCAGGAUCAAUAGAGCAACGACAUAUGCAAAUAUUGCCAAGUAAAGAUGGGAAGUUUGAUGUGGACAGAAGGAUUUUAGUGGAUCAGAAGUUCAACACUCAGGAAACUGGAAAUGAAGACGCAGUCUUGACGGGGAGUAAUCCCAGUGUGAAGAGUAAUUCUGGAAGGGAAACUAAUUGCAUGUAUGCUGUAUUUUCUGAUUGCUAUAAUUCAUUAGGAUUAAUUCAUCCAAUUUUGCAGGAGUGCUUUCUGGACCUUGCUGCUUUUCCAGAAGAAGAAUGGUUAAGCUUGUCAAUGUUGGAGGAGUUAUGGCUGGCUUUCAGCCAUGGGCUCAGCCAUGAAGAGAUUGUGGUCAUCCUUAGUAUUUUGGUAUGCAGAUCGAUGGUAGACUGGAGGCUGAAUAUACCUGAUAGCUGUAAUCAGGAUCUUAAGAUAGAGUUCAAACUCCCUGGGGUGUUACACAAUAUGGCCUCAAGAAUGAUUAAUCUAGGUAUCCAAUUGGACCCACGGAAGAAACACUGUAAUUCUCAUAUGACUUCCCCAGAGCAUUCCAACAAGGGAAAAGAGAUAGAAUGCAGGAAUAUUUCAUCAAAAUACUUUGGACACAUGAAGAGGAUAUUUGGUUUUGGUAAUGCAUAUGUAAAAUGUGCUCAGGAGGACAUCGAUAUUAAGUCAGGUGAGAUAGUCAAGCAGAAGUUAGGAAAUGAUAAUCUGUCAGGGGCGAUAGAUUUUGAAAGCUUUCCAAUUUUUCCAAAUGAAGGAAAUGAUUCAAGAAACGUUGGCAGGGAUUGUUGGGCCAACCGUUUCCAUCAGGAGCAUCGUUUGUUUGUGCCAGGCUGCAAUGUGAAAUCUGCACAAGGAGGUUUAUUAGAUGAGAGUUUGUUAAGCAGGGCCACAAAGAUCUCUCUUUGCAAUAGCAAUUUUGAGGAGCUCCCAUCUUCUUUCAGCUGUCCAUUUCUUCAUGUUGGGCUCUUUUCUGGGAAUGCACAAUUAUCAUUCCUUCCCUCUUCUGUUCUGAGGAAUUUGACUCAACUUCAAGUUCUUGAUUUGAGAAGCUGUGUGUCUCUUACACACCUUCCAAAAGCAGUAUCUGCUCUUAAAUCACUCCAGCUGCUUGAUCUCAGCUUUUGCACAUCACUUCGAUCAUUGCCAUCGUCGAUUGGCCAUCUGAAAAAAUUAAAGUUUCUCAGGCUUUUUGGAUGCACAUCUUUAACCUGUCUUCCAAAAUCUACUGGCUUACUAAAAGAUCUGGAAACGAUGCAGCUUAGUGGUUGUAUAAAGCUCAAAACCCUACCAUCCACACUAGGGAGAAUGCAUGUACUCAAGAUUCUUGAUUUGAAAGGAUGCUUGUCUUUACACUCCUUACCUCUAUCAGUUGGUUUUCUCAGAGAGCUUCAUGUAUUAGAUUUGAGUGAAUGUAGCAAACUCUCUUAUACACUUCCGUACUAUGCACAAUUAUUACUUCUUAUGAUAGGAAUCCAGAAAAUAGGAAGCAUGGCAGUUCCAACUGCACUAUGGAAUUGUAGUCAAAUUGAGGUCCUUCGAUUGGCAUCACUUAAGAACUUGACUUUUCUACCGCAUUCAAUAUGCAGAUUGCAGCACAUACGCCACCUUGAUCUUUCCAACUGCAGGAGAUUGGAUAUCUUACCAGAGCAGAUUGGUAACCUCUGCCUGUUGCAAGAACUUGAUCUGAGUCACACUGCCAUUAGAAAGCUCCCAGAUUCAGUUGGUAAGCUGGGCAACUUACUCCGCCUUGGUCUUCAAGGCUGCUCCAGGUUAUUAUGUAUACCUAAUUCCAUAAGUCAACUGCCAAAACUGAGGUGCCUAGACAUGUCAGAGUGCUGGGAUCUUGUUCUUCUUCCCAGUUCCAUUGGAAAUCCAAAUUCUCUAGUUGAACUUGUGGAGCUCAAUUUAGCAUAUUGUGGUUUCAAAUCACUGCCAGCCUUCUCGUGGCAUGCCCUCCCAAAGUUGAAGCACUUGAAACUUUUUGGAUGUCAUAUUCUUAGCACCCUUCCCCCUACAAUGGAAAAACUAGCUUCACUGGAGAAGGUGGAUUUGGAAGGUUGCUCUGCUCUGACAUCCCUGAUAGGCAUUGGGUUGGGCAAACUGGAGAAGCUAGAAUGGCUGAGCCUAAGAAACUGCACCUGUCUUACUUCCAUUCCAACCGAGGAGAUUGUUGAGUUGAAAUCUCUAAGCUAUUUGGAUGUUAGUGGUUGCACAGGAUUGUCCCCACUUCCGCAAACACUCUUAGAUCAUGCUGGUGAAGGCAACCUAACAUUAAUCCGAUGGGGAUCUGUGUGGCCAUAGCAAAGGGAAUCAGUUCAGCAUUGCCCAAUACAUGGAGCUUAAGCAUGUAAUGUGGUGGGAUACACGCACACAACAACUCAGAAGAAUCCAUACGAGAAUUCAAAUAAUUGGAAAUAGGGACAUGAUAGAAAUAGAGAAUCACCAAAUAAUAGAUCACAAUGAUCUGUGUCAACUGAAGCUGGAUUUCCAAAGAUUCAUAGGUUUUAAUUUAUUUAAUUCAAUGCAGUCAACAGAAGCUGACUGGUUGAUGUGGUUUUUAAUAGGGACAUGGUUCAAUUUAAUACAAGUCAACAGAAGUUGACUGCUUGAUUUGGCUGUUUAGGGGAUUGAUUUAAUUUUACGCAAUGCAGUCAAGAGAAGUUGACUGGUUCAUGUGGUAUUCAAAAAUGUUUUGGUUUAUUUUAAUGCUAUUCAGUCAACAGAAGUUGACUGGUUCUUGGGGUAUUCAUAGAUUACUGACAAUAGGAAUUUGAAGGUCUGGAAAGUGCUAUAUAAUAUUAUUUUUGGCUA